AUGAAGUUGCUUGCUGCUCUCGUCCACGCCGCCGCCGCCGCCUCGUCCCAAGCGGGGGCUGGCCCACUUGCGCUAGUGUUUGACAGUCUUGCGCCGGAUCCACUCGUCACGGAUCCACUCGCCUUGGGCGAAAUUAUCGCCAAAUACGAAAAAUCGGGAGUUCAAUUCCGCAGCCCUCUGGCGAAAGAUGGUUGUGAAGCCGCUGCUUACAAUGGAGUCAUCGACUGCAACCUUGGACUGAAACUUGAAUUUGUCAACUUUACCAUCCGCACGAUCCACGUUCCCACCAACGCGUCGCUGUGGCUGCAAGCUGACUUGUGCCCUUCCGUCGAAGGUAACUAA
Molecule: messenger RNA, 342 nt
Organism: Aphanomyces astaci
Lineage: Eukaryota; Oomycota; Saprolegniomycetes; Saprolegniales; Verrucalvaceae
Exons: 1
Coding region: 1-342 (113 amino acids)
Source: RefSeq, a predicted model, not a curated record